Molecule: messenger RNA, 2790 nt
Organism: Cydia amplana
Lineage: Eukaryota; Metazoa; Arthropoda; Insecta; Lepidoptera; Tortricidae
Gene: mys
Product: integrin beta-PS
Exons: 17
Coding region: 152-2665 (837 amino acids)
Biological process (GO): cell migration; cell-matrix adhesion; integrin-mediated signaling pathway
Cellular component (GO): focal adhesion; cell surface; integrin complex
Molecular function (GO): integrin binding
Source: RefSeq, a predicted model, not a curated record
UUUCGACUCUCAGCAAGAUGAAGUAAUUUCUUUUAUUUGAGUUUGUUUUUAAAUAAUUAAAGAGAUAUGAUUGUGUAGAAGUGUUAUUGUGCGUUAAUUUGUUCACGCGAUUAUAAGACUGAUUUCGAUCUGAACAUAACAAAAUCGCACAAUGCACACACAACGAACGACGUUACGACUGUGCCUGUGGGCUUGUCUGGUCGCGAUAUGUUGGGCGGACCAACCCGCCCCUCUAGCCCAGCUAGCGCAGAACCCUUGCUCCAGCAAAACAACCUGCAGCGACUGCAUACGGGCGGCCAGCUGUGCCUGGUGCUUCGCCGCCGGGUUCAACGGCCCGAGGUGCUUCAACCCUGCCUUAGAAGGAGGCACUGCGGGCUGUAAUGAGGCCUACAUCUUCAACCCUGACAACGAGCUGUCCGUAGAUCAAACUUAUAACAAGGAACUUAGUAGAACGCGGUCUCGCUCGAGCUCCAGUGCAGGCUCGUACGGAGAGUCCGGUGCCUUCGGGGCCGGCGCCAGCGCUGGUGGCGCCAUGUCCACAGCCGGCUCUGGCGAGAACCUCGUUCAGAUCAAACCGCAGAGAGUCAAUCUGCAAUUACGACAGAACCAAAUGCAGAAGCUAUCCUUCGCCUACUCCCGUGCCCAAGACUACCCACUGGACCUGUACUACCUUAUGGACCUCAGUCGUUCUAUGAAGAAUGAUCAGGAAAAACUGGCUGCCCUCGGCAAUUUGCUCUCCGCCACUAUGAAGAAUAUUACUUCCAACUUCAGGAUUGGCUUCGGCUCUUUUGUGGACAAAGUUGUCAUGCCUUAUGUUUCUACUGUCGAGAAAAACUUGAGGGCUCCUUGCGAGGGCUGUGCGGCACCUUACGGCUUCAAGAACCAAAUGUCACUUAGCACUGACACCGCUUAUUUCGAUCAAGCUGUAUCGAAAGCCGACGUGUCCGGUAACCUGGACGCGCCGGAGGGCGGGUUCGACGCCAUCAUGCAAGCCAUGGUGUGCAAGGAGCACAUCGGCUGGCGACAGAAGGCCAACAGGCUUCUAGUGUUCUCGACUGACGCCGGGUUCCACUACGCCGGAGAUGGCAAGCUUGGCGGCAUCGUUCAACCCAACGACGGUGAAUGCCACAUGGAAAACAACUUGUACACGUACUCUACCGUACAAGACUACCCCAGCAUAUCACAGAUCAACCAAAAGGCGAAGGACCACUCGAUCAACGUGAUAUUCGCGGUGACGUCAGAGCAGAUCGGCGUGUACGAGGAGCUGAGCAAGCACAUCCAGGGCUCCAGUAGCGGCGUGCUCACCGAGAAUUCUGACAAUGUCGUCGACUUAGUGCGCGAGCAGUACAACAAAAUCACUUCGGCGGUCGAAAUUACGGACACAUCGAGUGAUGCCAUCCAAAUCGUGUAUUAUUCAUCCUGCCUUGACAAAACCAACGUAAUUCAGACGAAUAAGUGUGACGGAUUAAGGGUGGGCGAUGUCGUGGAGUUCACGGCUGAGAUCACCCUGAAGGAGUGUCCGAAGGACCCGAGCAAGUGGAAGCAGACGUUCGUCAUCUACCCGGGCGUCAUCUCCGAGGGCCUCACCGUCGAGCUGGAGAUGCAAUGCGACUGCCCCUGCGAACACCGUGGACAUCACGCGUACGACGACAGCGCCGACGUGUGCAGCGGGAACGGCAUCUCCGCGUGCGGCGUGUGCCUGUGCCAGCCCGGCCGCUUCGGCAAGAACUGCGAGUGCUCGGCGCAGGGCGGGGGCUCCGCCGACCAGGACCGCGGCUGCCGCCCCACCAACGCCAGCUCCGGGGCCGUCUGCUCCGGCCGCGGGAACUGCAUCUGCGGCGUCUGCGAGUGCAACAAGAUGUCCGACUCCACCGAGGUGAUAUCGGGGCCGUUCUGCGAGUGCGAGAACUUCUCCUGCGACCGCAACAAGGGUCUGCUCUGCUCGGGCCCGGAGCACGGCGAGUGCGUGUGCGGCAAGUGCCAGUGCAAGCCCGAGUACACAGGCGCUGCCUGCGACUGCCUGCUCGACACUAAGCCCUGCAUCCCGCCAGGUGACGGUGAAAUCUGCAGUGGCAACGGGCAGUGUGUCUGCGGUCAGUGUGUGUGCAACGUCAACAGCGCACAGCACUACUCGGGCAGAUACUGCGAUAAAUGCCCAACAUGUACCGGCCGCUGCGAGAAGUUCAAGGAAUGCGUGCUGUGCAAGGUGCACCACCGCGGAGCGGAGUGGAACGACAAACAGGUGUGCUUCGAAUCGUGCAAGGACGCCGAUGACAUCACACCCAUCAUCGAGAAGGGGAAACUUGAAGCGAACGAGUCCAGGAAUGAGCAUUUGUGCAGUUUCCAAGACGAAGAAGACGACUGCUUGUACGUGUUCGUGUACUCGUACGACGACAAACAAGACCUCUACAUCAGGGCGCAGGAGGAACGGGAGUGCCCCAAGAAGGUAUUCAUCCUGGGCAUCGUGCUGGGCGUGAUCGCGGCCAUCGUGCUGGUGGGGCUGGCGCUGCUCAUGCUGUGGAAGAUGGUCACCACCAUCCACGACCGCCGCGAGUUCGCGCGCUUCGAGAAGGAGCGCAUGAUGGCCAAAUGGGACACGGGCGAAAACCCCAUCUACAAGCAGGCGACGUCGACCUUCAAGAACCCCACGUACGCCGGCAAAUAAGGAUCUGUCACAGUAAUAAGUAUAGCAAAGGUUUAAUGAAUGUCGCGAAAGUAGUCGUCUCAAACAUGCGCCCAGGGUUGCGCAUACCCUCUACGACGCAGAAAACUGUGGGUCUACCGAAAACA